Durusdinium trenchii is the source of this 1350-nucleotide messenger RNA. The record is from the annotation of a GenBank genome assembly. Lineage: Eukaryota; Dinophyceae; Suessiales; Symbiodiniaceae.
AUGGAUGUUGAUGGAUCUGCAGUUGCUCAGGCUGACGUCCCCAUGGCCGCGGCAGCUGCGCCUGGCCAGAGGCUUUUCUGCCCUGUACCAGGCUGCCCCUGUGCUGAUGGCGCCCGGGCCCGAGGGUGGGCUUCGGCAGGCACUCUCAGGACGCAUGUUGAUGCCCACCUUGGAGGCUCGUUGGCAGGUCGUGUCCCCGCAUGCUGGCUUCAAGAUCGCGAUUUGCAACAAUGUUUGGUGUGUGGAUUGAGCGUGGCCAAGCGCUAUGGCAUCCAUCCGACAUGUCGUCCCACUGCUCGAGCCGCUGCUGGGCCUGGGCCGGCCUUGGGACCUCGGGGCCCGGAUGAUGGCGCCCUCUCUUCUUUGUCCGAGAUCCAAUGCAGUAAUACUCCCACGCUGAGGCAUGUCCUGGCCCGUGCUCGCUAUGCUUGGGCCCAAGCUCUCGCUCGGGCAUGUGCUGCGGCCGCUGAGUACAACAAUGAGCGUGCCUGGGUGCACCUGCUGAUGCUUCCACAAUCGGUGCUGUGUGCCCCUCCGCGGAGUGGUCGCAAGCACGCUGGUGCUUUCACCUUGGAGCGCCUCCAAAGGUGGCAAGAUGGCGAGCGGGCCACACUGUGGGUCAGCCGCCCUCAGCGUCCCCGGCAACAUGCCCGGCAGCUGACCGAGGACCAAAAGCGUGUUGCAGCCGCCUUGUCGGAUCUGAAUUCUGCUUUUGAGCCUGCUCAGAAGCUCACUGCUGCUGCCGCACUUGCACUCUCCCAGAAAGAGUUGAGUCGUCGAGCUGAUGAAGCUGCUUGGACCUGCCAGCUGGCGUUGCGAGUUCGACUUGGCGUUCCUGAAGCGCGUGGAGAUGUCUGGUGUCCCAAAUGCGAUGCCGUGCUGGACACUUAUGGCCAUCACUCUGGGAUGUGCUCAGCUGGUGGGGAGCGCGCUUUGCGCCACAAUGGCCUGCGGGACUUGGUUUACAGCUGCUGGGCUGAAAAGGGCUGCCUUCGCCCUGAAAAAGAACGACCUGGCCUCUUGCUGCUCCAGCAGCCUGAUGAAGUGCACAAUGCCCCCCGACGACCUGCUGAUGUGUUUCUCCCUUUGUUCCAUGGUCGUCCGACCGCCCUUGACUUCGCCAUCACGGCGCCUCAGCGGUUGGACGUCCUUGGAGCGGCGGGGAUCACUUUGGCUGCGUCGGCGUACACUGAGCACAAGCGAAGGCAUUUGGAUACUGCUGAGGCCUUGGAAUCCAUCGGCCGUGCAGCUGGCAGUGAUGGCAGCACGCUGCUGCAAGAGGCUUCUGUGCUUGUGCGCAGUUGGAGGGCCCGGGCUGCGUUGCGAAGGCGUGCCGAAUUGGACGCCUAG